UUGCGAAAAUGUACCCAAAAACUAACGGUCGUAGAAAUAGUAUGCAAUACGUUCGGUAAACUUUUUAACUCACUCGGUUAUCAAAUGCCGUUUACCGGACUUGUUGCAUAAUAUACUAUUAUUCUUGUAAUUUAGUAUGUUCCCCACUCUUACUUAAUAGUUCUUUUGUUAUAGUGGUAGUUUACACAGUUUACACCAUUACAUUGUGUAUGGUGUAAUGUGUUAAUAAGGGUAGAAUGAAAAACUACUGACGUCGAUGUUGGCGAUGUUUGAGAUGGAUACAUAACCCAAGGAAAAUAACAACAUACAUAACCGUUAGUGUUGGUCAGUGGUAUUAUAAAAUAGGUUCCGAUCAUCUGACAGUCAAAUGUCCGCUUGCGAUCACAGUCUUCUUGUUGGGCCGAAUAAAGUUGGGACAAAUAGCCUUUUUUUAUCUGAUUUGGACCAAACGAAAUAUCGUUUCGACAUAAGGGUGGGGUCUGGAUUCACUAGUUACGUUACAUUAUACAACCAUUAACACAAAGUUAAAGAUCGACUCAUUAGAGAAGACGUAUCCAGGGAACUUGGCCGAAUCAUCCCAGCGAUGUUGAUUUCUAGAAAUAGAGAAGGAGAACAGGGCUCUAAACAAUCACAAGAAGAAGAACACUUGACCAAUACUCCACAUUCUAAAUGAAUAAACGAACACCCUAGACGAAAAUAUUAGCUUGAAUAAACUGCUGUAUUAUUAAACAGAAAAGUUGAUGGUUGAAAUAACAGCAUAUUUCCAAAAUGGCAGCCGUUCUUAAAAAAAGAGCACUAGCCGAAUACAGUCAGACUAUCAUCCAGGACUCGUCAACCCCUGUACCGAUCAAGAAACUAAAACUUGUUAAGAAACCAUUGCAGGGUUUUGGAAAUUCACUUUUAUCUCUUAUAAGCCAUUUGGAAGAAUGUAAAGAAAGUAUUGAUGCUUUAAAGCUAUUACUCAGCGCUAGUGACGGCUAUCAAUUUGAAGUGACUGAUAUACCUGAAAUUACUAAAAAACUAAGUGAAUACUUUAAGAAUGAACCGGAAUCUGUAGUAAGGGUAAAGAUAUUGAUGUUGUUAUGUGACAUUGGACAUGAAAAUCCUUCAGAAAGUGUAACCAUUAUUGAUGAAAUAAUUUUAUUGUUGAAAAAUGAUCACUCACAUAAAGUAAUUGCUCAAGGGAUGACGGCAAUAUUAAAACUGGGUAAAUUAGUAUCAGAUCAAGCAAUAGUGUUUCAUCAGAAACUGGUUGAUAUUGCCAAAAAUUAUUUAAAGGAUGCAAAUCAUGCAGUGAAGUGCAGAUGUUUAGAAAUAAUAGGAGUUCAUACUCCUUUAUGUUCAUUGUCAGACUCUGAGGGUUUGUUGCAUCUCAUUAGUUCUUACUUCGAUAAUGAUGAUGCGCGGGUCAGAAGUCAAGCUUUUGGAACAGUAAUAUGUCUACAUGAUAGAGGUUUCAAAAUUAAUCCAAUAAUUUAUGGUUUUGUGUCUGAUGCUCUUAAAGAUGAUUAUGAAAUUGUCAGGCGCAUGGCGAUCAAGCUAAUUUGGAUUUUGGGCAAUAUUUAUCCGGAAAAUGAAAUUUUGGUAGAAGGUAGCGAUCAUGAAAUUAGACUAAUUGAUGAUGCGUUUGGAAAAAUUUGUAACGGUGUUACUGAUUUAUCAAUACAUGUCCGAAUUUUAGCAGCCAAACUCCUUGGUUCAAUGAAACUCGUCAGUGACAAGUUCUUGGUGCAAACCCUUGACAAAAAAUUAAUGUCUAAUAUGAGGAGGAAGAGAACAGCACACGAAUUAGCUUGGGAAAAUGUAACAAGUGGUGAGUGGGCAAGCGGAAAAAAAUGGGCGGAUGAUGCUCCUAAAGAAGUUCUAGAUGCCGAGAGCAUCAGUUUAAUUACAAGUGGAUCUUGUGGAGCUUUUGUGCAUGGACUUGAAGAUGAAUUUUUAGAGGUGAGAUCCGCAGCAGUAGAAUCAUUAUGUCAGCUUUCAAUUGUAAAUCCCCAGUUUGCAAACCUCUCACUCGAUUUUAUGGUGGAUAUGUUUAAUGAUGAAAUAGAAGAUGUUAGGUUGAAGGCUAUCGAUAGCUUAAGAAUGAUUUCUGAGCAUAUUAUUUUGAGAGAUGAUCAGCUCGAGACUAUUUUGGGGGCUUUGGAAGACUUUUCUCAGGAUGUUCGGGAGGGUCUGCACAGAAUGUUGGCAGCGUGUCGAAUGUCAACUACAGCUGGUUUGAAAAUGUGUGUCGAAAAAUUAUUAGAUAACCUCAAAAAGUAUCCCCAAGACAGAAAAUCUACAUACAAAUGUUUACAAUGCAUUGGAGCCAAACAUCCCGCCCUUGUGUUGCCACUUGUCCCACAGUUUUUAAACAUCCAUCCGUUUUUUGAUAUGGCAGAACCCGACGUUGAAAAUCCACACUAUAUUUGUUUACUUAUUUUGAUUCUCAAUGCCGCAAAACAUUCUCUAACAAUAAUUCCAUUGUUGGAGCCACACACACUAAGACAUUACGCAUAUCUAAGGGAUACAAUGCCUCAAUUUGUUCCACAGUUGAGUUUGCCAGACUCAAGUGGCACUGUUAUUGCUAAGCAGCUGUCUGUGCCUGAAAGUCUUGCUUUUUUAAAUAAUAUUAUUAGCAAUUUGGACAUGGCUGAAAAUAUCUCCAGGGUUCAUUCCUCAUUACUCCAGAACGCUAUGGAACAUUUAAAUCGUUUGAGCGACAUGGACUCAAGCGUUUCCGGAACCGCGCAGUUUACCGCCCUAUAUAUCGGCGCACAGCUACAAAUAUCCCAGAUACUUGACCGGGGAUUCUGGGUGAACCCCGCAACCCUGGCGACACAACAGCUUAAUACCCUAAAAACAAACAUACAGAAUCUCUUGGAGUAUUGUCUAAAAUUGCAGUUCUUCUUUGUUGGGCUAAGUCAUAUGGAGCAGUGUGCUGUUAAACAGUUUAGACUCAGGGUAUUGGCUUUGAAUUUGGUGUUUAUAGUUAAGGGGAGUAAUGCCUCUGCUUUGGCUCCUUGCCACCAUUUUUUAAUCGCAGUGGAGGAGAUGCAGAAAGAUUUAAACCAGGCAAACUUGCAGCCUGAUGCUUUCACAUCAAUGGUGUUCAAAGAACUGUCACAAUUAGAGGAGCCAAAACCUGGUGCUGUAGCUAGGAUUUUAACGCCAAUUCUUCAGGAGUCCAAAUUAGGGAAAAUACCUAGACCCAACAUUAAUAUUCGAAUGAGUUCUGUAACCAUACUUGAACCAAGCGGACAAACAGAUACUUCUUUAAAGUUUACUGCUGGGUUGAUCAUGUCAGUUCCUUUUGAAGCUGAGUUGAGGUACCUGAUUGAUCCCAAUAGGAUCAGAUUAAAGAUUAAAUACCCUGAUCAGCGGACACAAAUUAUUUUACCUAGACCCGCUCAUUUAAAACCACUCUAUUAUGACACCAGCAAUUCAGAAUCUGGCAUUGGUCAUAAUAUUCGUCUACUAACAUCUGUGCUAAUUUCGCACCAGGUGUGGUCGGAAGCUUGUAACGUGGAUAUAAAUGUAGCCAUUUGCGUUCCAGAGGCUGAUAUAGGAAGAAGAAAGUCGAGUAUCGACGCUAACCCUACGUUAUUAGAUCUUUGUAAACCUGUAAAAGUUAGCGUUGCACCGAAACCAAUUAAGAAAGCUUUGUAA
Molecule: messenger RNA, 3651 nt
Organism: Cylas formicarius (sweet potato weevil)
Lineage: Eukaryota; Metazoa; Arthropoda; Insecta; Coleoptera; Brentidae
Gene: IntS4
Product: integrator complex subunit 4
Exons: 13
Coding region: 769-3651 (960 amino acids)
Biological process (GO): snRNA processing
Cellular component (GO): integrator complex
Source: RefSeq, a predicted model, not a curated record